Messenger RNA from Serpula lacrymans var. lacrymans S7.9, 1276 nucleotides. RefSeq lists its product as uncharacterized. Bases 125 to 1276 code for a protein of 383 amino acids. Lineage: Eukaryota; Fungi; Basidiomycota; Agaricomycetes; Boletales; Serpulaceae. The transcript is spliced from 4 exons. The record is from RefSeq and is a predicted model, not a curated record.
GGUUGACUCAAAAACACACCCAAUGAGCGUGCCAUGCAUAGAACAGCACACUUACAAGCAACAGGCCACGCGCAGCACAGCGCAGCGUUCAAUGGGCCUGCGCUCUUCCUCUAGCACCACUUAAAUGAUUCGGAAACCCCGUCUCUUGGUGUUUUCUUUCCUCUUUUUCUUGAUACUCCAGCGAGUGUACGUCCUUUCAAGAAACCUAAAGCGAGCGUACACAGUUACGAUGGCUUCUAACAUUGCAUUUCCUUCACCUGUCGGUGGUGUCCCCUUUCCUUCCGAUUUCGCGCCGUCUGUCCUGUUUGCCGUGCUAUAUGGCUUACUCCUUCCCGUGGCGGCCUAUCGAAUCGCGGACAAGCGGUCUCGCACUGUCUUGCUAGUGGGAUCAACUGUAUUUGCCAUCGAGAGGCUCGUUAUAUUCUCUCUCAGAGCCGUGCAGGCCCAUAGUUCUUCAAAGAGGGAGUCAAUAACUAUCGCAGCUUACAUGCAAGUUACCAUCGGUUUGGGAUUCAUUGGCAUCAUGCAAGACGUCAUGAAUCUCCUCCGGUGUCUUCUUGUUAACUCUACGCUGGGACCAACGAAUCACCCAGAUACGCCAAGUUCCUCUUCUGAUAUUGUUGGCUCUACUUCGUCGGUGUGGAAACCUUCACCGAGUACAUCAUUUCAUGUUCUGGAUGGUGUAUUUCAGGGAGAUCAGCCAAGGAGGCGAAAUUUUUAUCGUCGUUUCAUCGACGUGACAAAGCUGACAUUUCUCGUCGCAACCAUCCCUGGAAUUAUCGGGAAUGCGCAUUAUCGCGGAGUAUUAGACAGUGCAAGUACCUCGCAAGAAGUUAUGCGACUAAGAUAUGUAAGCACUGCAGUCGCUUUGUUUCUCAUCCUUGUCGUCGUUUCGAUGACUAUGUGGGCUAUGAAAACGAUUCCAAGAGUGAGGACAAGCCCUGCCUUGCUACUUCUCUCAAUCUGUGCGCUUUUGUCUUCAUCUGCCAUAUACCGCCUUGCAGUCAUGUACAACACUACGACAUCGUUAACAUCCAUGUCCCAGGGAUCUCUCAACACUCCUUCCGAGAAAGCAGAGUUCUACAUCUUCCACAUGUUGAACGAAUGGGUGGCUCUUGCGUUAAUACUGGGUUUGAAUGUAAGGGAGAGAUUCGACACUGGCAUGCUCGGCGACUGGCGACCUGUUGACGAAGACAGGCGAGAAAGGCAGAGGAGAGAGGAGAAGGAGCAGAAGAAGCGUGACAGGAAAGCUCAGCAGAACAAUACUGUUGUUUGA